Molecule: messenger RNA, 501 nt
Organism: Lactuca virosa
Lineage: Eukaryota; Viridiplantae; Streptophyta; Magnoliopsida; Asterales; Asteraceae
Source: the annotation of a GenBank genome assembly
AUGAGGUUAAAAAGUGCAUCGCCCUGGGUUCUUCAAAAUGUGGUGAACAACCAAAGAUCUGGACUUCAACGACCAGGAAGAACCCAGGGCAACAUUUCAUCCGAUGCCCUAAUUCACUGGAUACUUCAAAAGAUUGUAAAUUUUUUGUGUUGGUGGAUGAGGAUUUUGGGUCUUCCCUGGUAUAAGAGUAAAGUGAAUGAGUUGCAUAGGGAGAAUAUGAUCCUUUCUAAAAAGAAGAACUGGAGAAGGAGAACAUGAAUCUGCAGAAGAAAUUAAUGAACUUUGAGCUGAUUGACAAAAAAGAGACUGGUGUAUUCAUGGUUAGGUUGUUGAUGUAUGGCAUUGUUCUGGUUUGAAUCUUCAUUUGGGUUAUAAUUAUGUAACAGGGAAAGUAGGUUAAUGUAAAAUAGCUAAUUAUGUAUUAGGGUGAUGUUGUUUGGUUUAUGCACCUUUGUAAAGUUUAAGAAAUGUACUUUAAAGACUCAGCACAUUCUAACCGUU